Messenger RNA from Lonchura striata (white-rumped munia), 1775 nucleotides. It is a transcript of the gene CACNG4, whose product is annotated as calcium voltage-gated channel auxiliary subunit gamma 4. Gene Ontology annotation, biological process: postsynaptic neurotransmitter receptor diffusion trapping; positive regulation of synaptic transmission, glutamatergic; calcium ion transmembrane transport. The record is from RefSeq and is a predicted model, not a curated record. Lineage: Eukaryota; Metazoa; Chordata; Aves; Passeriformes; Estrildidae. Gene Ontology annotation, cellular component: AMPA glutamate receptor complex; voltage-gated calcium channel complex; postsynaptic density membrane. Gene Ontology annotation, molecular function: channel regulator activity; voltage-gated calcium channel activity.
ACUCGGAGCCUCCCGCGGGCGCGGCGGCUGCCGGGCGCUGUCGUGCGGCCCCCCGCGCCCGUGCGGGGACUAUGAAGCACCAUGGUGUGGUGUGACCGUGGCGUCCAGAUGCUGCUGACCACGGUGGGCGCCUUCGCCGCCUUCAGCCUCAUGGCCAUCGCCAUCGGCACCGACUACUGGCUCUACUCCAGCGCCCACAUCUGCAACGGCACCAACAUCACCACGGACGAGGCGCAGGGGCCGCCGCGGCGGGCGCGGGGCGAUCUCACGCACUCGGGGCUCUGGAGGAUCUGCUGCCUCGAAGGGAUCUACAAAGGACAUUGUUUCCGGAUCAACCACUUCCCUGAAGACAACGACUACGACCACGACAGCUCAGAGUACCUUCUCCGCAUCGUCCGUGCCUCCAGCGUGUUCCCCAUCCUAAGCACAAUUUUGCUGUUGCUGGGAGGACUCUGUGUCGGAGCAGGAAGGAUUUACAACAGCAAAAACAACAUUAUUCUCAGCGCUGGGAUUCUCUUUGUGGCAGCAGGUCUAAGUAAUAUCAUAGGGAUCAUUGUCUACAUAUCGAGCAAUGCAGGUGACCCAAGUGACAAGCGAGACGAGGACAAAAAGAACCAUUACAACUAUGGCUGGUCUUUUUAUUUUGGAGCCUUGUCUUUUAUUGUGGCCGAAACCAUAGGUGUUCUGGCUGUGAACAUUUAUAUUGAGAAGAACAAAGAGCUGAGGUUUAAGACCAAGAGGGAAUUCCUUAAGACUUCUUCCAGUUCUCCUUAUGCCAGGAUGCCAAGCUAUAGGUACAGGAGGCGGAGGUCCAGAUCCAGCUCCCGCUCCACGGAGCCUUCUCCGUCCAGGGACAUUUCUCCAGUUGGCAUGAAGAUAGCAGGCACCAUCCCCAUGAAUGAAAUUUCCAUGUACACCCUUUCCAGGGAGCCUUUGAAGGUUACCACGGCUGCCAGCUACAACGCAGACCAAGAAGCCAGUUUCCUGCAGGUCCACAACUUCCUCCAGAAGGAAUUUAAGGAAGGACUCCACGUCAACAUGGUCAACAGGAGAACGACGCCAGUUUGAAGCACCUUCCUUCCUCGUGCUUUUUGAAGAGAUGCCCAAACAGAAUGGAUCUGUCAGGAGCGAUGUUAAAAUACCCUCUCACCUCUUUAAUUGUGGCAUGUGUUGAGGUAGCAAGUGGAGAUCCUCUGGACCAACAUAAAGAUAUUUACACGCUCGUAGCUUUUUUUGAAGCUAUUUGGAGUUUGUUUAUUUCCGUUCUUGGUGUCACAAGAUGAAGGCAGUUCAUGUUCCUGCACUUUUGUAGUAUGUACACAGUCUUGGAGAAAUUGCAAAGGACUGGCCACCAGUGUGUUUUAAAGGAUUACAGAAAAUUUGUUGUACUUUUUUUUUUCUAAUAUUGAGAUCCCUUAAUACAAACUUGCAAAUAUAAUUUAUAACCAAGCCCAAGGAUGAAAAUGAGCUACUCAUCAAGUGAGCCACUUUCCUUCGACACGGCGUAAGCUUUGCCUCUUUCAAAAUAAAAAAAAAAAGAAAAAAGAAAAAAAAGAAAAUAUUUUUGAAGGCAACACUUUCUAAAACUGACCUGUGCCACUGAAACCGUAGAGCACCCACGUACUGAGCAUUACAGACUCUCUGAUGGGGUGGGAAGGGGGUCUCCCAUUCCUGGGGUAAGGCAUCCCUUGGGGCAACACAGGCCAAGGAGCAGAGGGUGGGUGCGUCUUGAAACGCCUAGAAAGGGGAAAAAGAUUAAAGUAGGUGGGACUUGA